CGGUCGCGGUCGUGCCUGAACCCGGGCAUAGAGCAGGCUAAAUAGCAGCAUAUUGCAUUUGCAAGACGUCCUGCAAGCGAACGAGUCAGCACUGCGAGCUCGCACGCAAAAAGACAGUGAAACGCACGUGUUUGGCUUGCUUUCACCAAAAACGCACCUACCUUCAAAACACCGCACGCGCAACAAGCACUGCAUUUCUGCAGCAAAAGAGCACCGUUGCAAGCAAACAAGUGAAAAAAACAAUGCGCGCCCUCCUCCUCUUCCUCGCCACGACGCAGGCGUGGUCGGCGACGCGGCUCGCGUCGCCGACGAAGCUCGUCCAGGGCCGCGCCGCCGCGCGCGCCCUGAAAGCUGCCGACGAGGCCGCCGCGGUCGAAGAAGUCCCAAGGGGCGGCUUCAAGUCCUGGUUCAUUUCCAAUAGAACGCCCCUGCUCUUCGGCGCGCUCGUGUCGCAGAAAGUUUUAGCAGACGUCGUCACGGACUACACGCGGCGGCAGGGCGCCUACAGCGGAGCCACGGUCUCCAUGCUGAGCGAGGUCGCCAAGUUCCCGGUGUUGGUGGCCGCGAUCUGCGCGUUUGCGGGCGGGCCGUCGCGGCUCUGGCCGACGGUGAAGCGGGCCUACAGCGACACGCCCUUCAAGAUCGCCUGGAUCGCCGGCGCCUACGCGGCGCAGAACGUGCUGUACUUUGCGGCUUUGGGACGCAUAUCGGCGGCGUCGUACCAGGUCCUGAGCCAGUCCAAGAUGAUCUUCACGGCGAUCCUGGCCGUGACGAUGCUCAAGGAAAAAUUGAGGAAGCGCGACAUCGCCGCGUUGGUCUGUCUGCUGGGCGGCUCGACGCUCGUGCAGCUCUCGGAGAUGGCCGGCGCCGGCGCGGGCAAGGGCGGCGCCGAGGCACUGCUGGGGGGCGGCUUCGCCGUGCUCGGGGCCUUGCUCUCAGCGGUCCCGAACGUCUGGUACGAGAAGCUGCUGAAGACGCCGGGCGAGGACGAGUGGGCGCGCAACGUGCAGGUCACCGUCUGGAUCUUCUCGUGGAUCGCGCUGUCGCAGCUCUGGACUGCGGCCUCUGCCGUGCGCGCGGGUUUGAGUGGUGCCGUCGACCCGUUCGCGUCGCUGCCGAACUUCGGGCGGGCGUUGUUUGGCUCUUUCGAAGGGCUGACGCCGGCGGUCUGGCUCGUCGUCGCGCUCAAGUCGCUCAACGGCAUCCUCAUCCCCGCGACGCUGAAGUACGCGGGCAACCUCGUCUACCUCUACGCCAAGCCGACGUCCAUCGUCAUGACGGCCCUCGCGUCGGCCGUGUACUCUUCUACCGUUCCGCCUGCGUCCUUCUGCGCGGGCGCGGCGCUCGUGAUCUGGUCGAUGGCGAAUUUCAAGAAGUAG
Molecule: messenger RNA, 1379 nt
Organism: Pelagomonas calceolata
Lineage: Eukaryota; Pelagophyceae; Pelagomonadales; Pelagomonadaceae
Source: the annotation of a GenBank genome assembly